Hippocampus comes (tiger tail seahorse) is the source of this 531-nucleotide messenger RNA. Its product is annotated as beta-crystallin B2-like. The transcript has 2 exons. Gene Ontology annotation, molecular function: structural constituent of eye lens. The record is from RefSeq and is a predicted model, not a curated record. Gene Ontology annotation, biological process: visual perception; lens development in camera-type eye. Bases 1 to 354 code for a protein of 117 amino acids. NCBI's taxonomy places the organism in Eukaryota, Metazoa, Chordata, Actinopteri, Syngnathiformes, Syngnathidae.
AUGAGAAAGGCAAUCGCUGUGCUUAUUUGUUUCCGACCCCAGGACAGCCAGGAGCACAAGAUUGUCCUUUAUGAGAACCCAAGCUUUGCGGGGAAGAAGAUAGAAAUCAUCGAUGAUGAUGUCCCGAGCUUCCAUGCGCAUGGCUACCAGGAAAAGGUCUCCUCUGUUCGGGUUCAGAGCGGCACCUGGGUCGGCUACCAGUAUCCGGGCUACAGAGGCUACCAGUACCUGUUCGAGAAGGGCGAGUAUAAGGACAACAUGGAGUUCGGCGCCCAGAUCCCACAGAUCCAGUCGGUUCGGCGCAUCAGAGACAUGCAGUGGCAUCAGAGGGGUGCUUUUCACCCUGUCAACUAAGCUCAUGAGUAUUUCCUUAGUAUGAACCUUGACCGCUGCAAGCUUUCUCCCAUCCAGCAAUGACCAUUUACCCUCAUUAGUUGCAAACUCAACCGAUAUGCCAACCUAUUGCAGCUGUUGCAGAAGUGAAUCAUUUGGAGCGACUGAAUAAAUUGCUUCUUGCUUACAUUUCUCCAA